Molecule: messenger RNA, 2320 nt
Organism: Ornithorhynchus anatinus (platypus)
Lineage: Eukaryota; Metazoa; Chordata; Mammalia; Monotremata; Ornithorhynchidae
Gene: ZNF648
Product: zinc finger protein 648
Exons: 2
Coding region: 111-1340 (409 amino acids)
Biological process (GO): regulation of transcription by RNA polymerase II; central nervous system development
Cellular component (GO): nucleus
Molecular function (GO): RNA polymerase II cis-regulatory region sequence-specific DNA binding; DNA-binding transcription factor activity, RNA polymerase II-specific
Source: RefSeq, a predicted model, not a curated record
GGAGCCCAGCGGCCCGGGAGCUACGGACGGACCAGCCGCCGUCGCCGGUGCCGGACGCAACAGGGCUGCCUGGAAAGGAUCUGAGGCAGAGAAAACUGACCGUGGCCUCCAUGAGAAACAGGAAAGAGGCUCACACCCAGGGGCCCAAGAUGGAUGAGCAAGAAGAGGAGGAGGACUGGCAGUCAGACAGCGAUGCCCGGGACACGGCGGGGAAGCGUUCAGAUGGAUCCAGCCGGAGCUUGAAGGCCGGAGGUCGCAGAGUGAGCCUCCAGCUGGAAGUGCAGGAAGAUUACUCUCCACCCUCCAGCCCCACUGGCUGCCCAGCAGAACCCUUGGGGGGGCAGGAGCUCCCCGUGGAACUGCAGUGUGACGACGAGGAAACUUACGAGACCUGUUACGGGAAGCGGGGUGAAACCACGGCCGGCAUUUUCGUCACCUCCAGUACGAACUUUGACUUACAGUGUGAGGAUGAAGACUUGGAACUGUAUUCCUCGGAGCACUCCGAAGAGCCUCAGGAAGAGCUUAGUGAGGAUGAUGAAAGCAUCAUCCUCAUCGACGCUUUCGACGAUGACGACGAAGGCGACGAUGACCUGGAGCCCAUCGCUGGAGAAGACUUCCCUUACCGGUGCAAGAUGUGCGGGGCGUCUUUUCAGGACCUAAUGGAGCUGAAGGACCACAAAGGGACCCACCUCGCCGAUCGCUCCUACUGCUGCCCCAUCUGCGGGAAGGAGUUCUUUCGGGCUGCGAACCUGCGCAUGCACAAACUGAUCCACUCCAGCGAUCGGCCGCACAAAUGUCCCGAGUGUGACAAAGGAUUCAUCCGCACAGCCGAUGUCUGGAGGCAUUUGCGUAAUGUCCACAAAAUCGAGCGUUCCAAAGUGGUCUUGGGCCACGGCGCCGUUAGGAACCCCUGGUCUACGAUGCAUCAGAGCCAGCACGGAAGGGAUCUGGACCAGCAGGGUUCAGACGCUCAGAAGCCAGGAGACGAAGAGACCAAACCGUACAUCUGCCCUACAUGCGGCAAGGGGUUCCGCAAGCCAAACCUGCUGUCCAAGCACAAGGUGAUCCACCGGCAGGACAAGCCUUAUAAAUGCCUGGAGUGUGGGAUGGCUUUCGUUCAGCUGCUCCGGCUGAAAAGGCACCAGCAGACCCACUCUGGAGAGCGCCCUUUCUACUGCAAGGAGUGUGGUGGGACCUUUACCCGCCUGGCAUCGCUCCAACGCCAUCAGCGAAUUCACACUGGGGAAAAGCCUUAUUCUUGUGCAUACUGUGGCCAUUCCUUCACUGAGUCAGGCACACUGAGGAGGCAUGAGCGCACUCAUAAAGUGGAGAAGUCAUAGUAGCACUGUUCUCUUCUAUUUAAGGCCAUUUUUUGUUGCUCCGUUAAACCGAGACAUAUAGAUUACCCACUACAUCAAGACUCAUUCAGUCCCUGCCAGUCAUUCUCCCAGGGAUAUUCUGAAUAGCUCCAUUAUGGCCUUGCUAUCUUUAGAAAUCACAUGUACUUUCUUCCUCUAACGUCUAGACUCAUAAGACCAAGGCACAGUCUUUAUAGCCAUGAGCAGAGUGAAUGGGAAAACUACUAGUAAUGUCUGAAAAGCCAAAUGAAUGUGUUGGAGGCAAACCCUUUCCCCAGUAGACACUGGCAGCACUGUCUUACCUUGAUGGACUUCUCCGGGGGCUCUUGAUCACUUUCUCGGUGAGCGUGGUUUUAAAUGAAGAUCUUCCAGAAUCAAGUACCAUUCUGGUUUGAAAGUUUAUAAAUCCAGGCUUGUUCUAAAUUGGUAGUUACAGUCUGGGCCAGUGUCACCCAUCUUUUUUUUUUUAACAAAAAAAUAAUUUUCAAAUCAGGUCUGUAAUAAAACUGACAAUGAAUUGGUAGGUCUGGCCCUUGAACAUAGAGGUUCAGUUAUCAGGUCCUAAAAACUCACACUUUCUAGUGAAAUUUCCCCCACUUCAUUAAGGUCAGAUUGACCUUGGUCUUUACCUAUACUUCUCUUUCCCUGUCCUGUUUCUUUUCUUUUACUAACCCCCUUUCACAAGUUCCUUGGAACCAUUGUUAACUGAUCUCCUCAUGUUGCGCUUCCUGCUCAUAUUCUCUUUGGUUCUUACCUGGCUACUCUUUUAAGAAAGAUAUUUGGAAGAAAUUUUUCUAAGAAGAAUAGGUAGGAUGUAUUGCAAAUUAAACUGUUGUAAUGAAUUAAAGAGUUUGCUAGCUAAAGCCUUGCCAAGAAAAAAUUUAGGAACCAUUUUAAGAUGUGUGCGGCUAACUUUUUUUAAAAUAAAUUUAGUCCUAAUGUUUUUUAAGUUAUAAAAUUAA